Oncorhynchus mykiss (rainbow trout) is the source of this 2412-nucleotide messenger RNA. Its product is annotated as chaperone Ric-8B. Gene Ontology annotation, biological process: G protein-coupled receptor signaling pathway. Gene Ontology annotation, cellular component: plasma membrane; cytoplasm. NCBI's taxonomy places the organism in Eukaryota, Metazoa, Chordata, Actinopteri, Salmoniformes, Salmonidae. Gene Ontology annotation, molecular function: G-protein alpha-subunit binding; guanyl-nucleotide exchange factor activity. The record is from RefSeq and is a predicted model, not a curated record.
AGUAUGCUUUUAACCAUACUUGUCAAUGACCUACCCAUGCUGUCACAUACGCUAUUGUGGCACAGAUAUAAACAUGAGUCCUCUAUAUAUCUCUAUGAGCUAGCCUAACCGGAGCCAGCUGUGUCAGAUGAAUAGAGAGAAAUAGGGUGUCAUUUGUUCAGAGACUUGCACUAACAUUACAAUUAUUGAAUUGUCAGUGAAAUAUUUGAAUAAUGGAUUUAAACAUUAUCCUGUUGCAGCUUCAAACUGACAAUGAAGAGGACAUUGAAAUGCUUUUGCACCAGUACAACGGAGAGAAUAAUCUCACAUUCACCUUUGACCCAAAAGGGGAGGAUCUACGAAGUAGGCUGUGUCAGGGCCUACUGACUGUGCUGGGGAGGCAGGUUGGGCCCCGCUGUCAGAGUACCUGCCUGGAGACCCUCCGCAUUCUGUCCCGAGACAAGCGGGUCCUGGGCCCUGUGGGAACCCGGGAGGGCAUGUUGGUCCUGGCCGGGCUGGCCCGGUUGAGGGGGGGAGCGGAAGGGGGUGACUGCCUGCAGAGGGAGGUCCAGAUAGAGGAGAAAGAGAGGGUAGUUGUGGAGGCCCUCAAGUGCCUGUGUAACGUGGUGUUCAACAGCACAGCAGCGCAGCAGGUGGGUGCCGACGUGCAGCUUGCACGGGGUCUGUGUGCCCGCCUGCACGCCGCCCGCACUGGGCGCCACGAGGUGGGCCUGUUCUCUCUGCGCCUGCUCUUCCUGCUCUCGGCGCUGCGACCAGACGUCCGGGGGGCACUCCGGAGGGAGCUGUGUGCCGUGGGGCUCCUCAAAGAGGUGCUGGAGUGUACCCUGGAUGUACGCUGGGUGGGCCCCUACGAGGUGGCCCCUCUAGACCCCCAGGCCCUGCCCAUCCCUGCAGAAGACAAUGAGAGGGCCAUGGAGGCCCUGAAAGCCCUGUUCAACCUCACACUGUCUGACACUAGCGACGAGGAUGGUGACCACCAGCUCUGCCUCAUCACUGCCAUCAUUCGCCAUCUAUUGAUGCUAAAGACUCAGGCAGAGGACAAAACAGAGGAAGCACACAGCCACGCAAUCAAUUUGCUUAGUAACCUGCCUGUGUCUUGUCUGGAUGUGCUGAUUGAUGUGCCCGUCCAGGGGGGCCAGGAGGAGUACAGCGGGAAGAACAUGGACGUUGUGCAGGUGCUACUGGACUUCAUGGAGAAGAGGAUAGACAAGCAGGGCGCCAACUACAAAGAGGGGCUGACCCCAGUUCUCAGCCUGCUGACAGAGGGCUCCAGGUACCACAGGGAGAUCCGCAGAUACAUCAAGACACAGGUGCUGCCCCCUCUGAAGGAGGUCAAGGUCCGGCCGGAGAUCGGGUCCACCAUCAGGAACAAACUGGUGCGUCUCAUGACCCACGUGGACAUGGGUGUGAAGCAGAGCGCAGCAGAGUUCCUAUUUGUCCUCUGCAAAGAGAACGUGGACAACCUGUUGAAGUACACAGGAUAUGGUAAUGCAGCAGGACUCCUGGUGGCUCGAGGCCUGCUGGCAGGGGGGCGAGGAGAGACAAAGUAUUCAGAUGACGAAAACUCUGACACUGAAGAGUACAAAUCGGCUAAACCUUUCAUCAAUCCCAUCACGGGCCACGUGGAGGAACCCAUGCCUAACCCCAUAGAAGAGAUGACUGAGGAGCAGAAAGAGUACGAGGCCCAGGAACUAGUCAAUAUGUUCGACAAGUUGUCAAGGCAGCAGCUGAUUAGGCCCAUGGGGGUGAGGCGGGAUGGCUCACUGGCGCCCCUAGAGGAGGCUCUGAGACAGCCCACAACUGAUAGCUGCAGCUCAGACUCAGACUAGAGCCACUACCACCCCAGACCCCAUAUACCUAUAAUAGGCUGUGUCCAACACAGUUCCCAUUUCCUCACACCCCUGUCUGUCUAUAUGUCUGUCUUCUUCUGUCUGUCAGACUGAAGGGGCCUUUCCCCAUAGGCUGUUCUGUUCUCUAAAGCUGACUUAUGCCUGACUUGAUACGACACAGGAAAGGACAGGAUUAAGGUCGAGCACAUGUUCCGACCACACCAUUGUUACUACUUAGAUGUAUUUUUAUUUGAUAUACCAUUUCUCUGCUCAGUGUUCUCAAAUUUGAUAGAAUGGAAGAUUAGCUCUUAAUCAAAUUGUACUGUAAUCUGUAUAGAUGUGAAUCACUGAAAGAAUGGUAGCCGGGGUGGGGUUUGACCAAAUUUGACUUGGAUAAGAAAUCAUUCCUUAGAUAUAAUUAUGUAGAUUUUGUUCUUUAUAUGUUUAAAGUGUCAAUAUUUAUAAGGAUGAGAAGUCUUUUUGUUGUUGUUGUUGUAACAUCUAGUGCUACGAUGAUCAGAGCAGUAGCCACUGGUUUUACAGUACCAGUCAAAGGUUUUCAUUAUUUGUACUAUUUUCUACA